Messenger RNA from Periophthalmus magnuspinnatus, 5335 nucleotides. It is a transcript of the gene snapc4, whose product is annotated as small nuclear RNA activating complex, polypeptide 4. The transcript is spliced from 21 exons. Lineage: Eukaryota; Metazoa; Chordata; Actinopteri; Gobiiformes; Gobiidae. The coding region runs from base 42 to 5330 and encodes 1762 amino acids. The record is from RefSeq and is a predicted model, not a curated record.
CGCACAGAGCGGAGCAGAUCCGCGCUCGGACCUGACUCACGAUGAGUGUAGGAGGAGAGUCCCUGGAAGAGCAGAGGAGACGUCUGCAGAGGGAGGUGCAGCUCCUGGAGCAGAGUUUAAACACUGCAGAUCUCACGCAGCUCAGCUCAGACUCAGAUGAGUCCGACAGCUCAGAGGACUCCACUGGAGACCAGGAUCCCAACCGGAACCCAGAACCUCGACCUGGUCCCGGAACUGAACCAGGACCAGGACCAGGACCUAGUUCUGAGGAGCUGCUGCUGGAGCAGAGAGAUCUCCUCCACAGAGAGAUCCAAGAACUAGAGAGAACGCUGGGACCAACGUCCCCCCUUACACAACAUCACACAGACGAGGAGGAGGGGAGCAGCAGCAGUGAUGAGAGUGAGAUGGAGCUGCCUCCAUCUCUGGAGUCUUGUCUUCAGAUGAACCUGGUUUAUCAACAAGUCAUACAGGAGACACUGGAACAGCUAGAGAGACUACUACAGCAAAAUGACAAGCAGCAGAAGGAGCUGAUGGUCCAGUUGUCUGGUUCUGACAGAGAUCAGUCCAAACCCAAAGGUUCUGAGCCUGUCUCCUCAAACCUGUAUCUGGGCAACUUCCUCAAGCCGUACUUCAAGGACCGACUCACCGGGCUGGGCCCUCCGUCGAACGAGGAGACAAAAGAGAAGAACAGUCGACUGGUGGGAAGCUUGGACUACAAGAGACUCAAGACAAGAAGAUGGGAGGGCUGGCAGAAAGUGCUGCUGAUCCACGCUGUGUCCAGAGACCGACUCAGGAAACUCAUCCAACCCAAAAUCUCCAGAUUAGACUUCCUGACUCAGAAACUGUCCACGUCCUCGGAUUCAAACAAAGCUCAGAUCUCAGAGCAGAUCCAGGUUUUGGAGAAGGACAUCCAGGCGCUCAGAGAGAAGAAGGAGGAGGAGCUGAUUGGAGACAGAUUUGCUGAUGUGGACUGGGACCGGAUCUCCAACAUCGACUUCGAGGGCAGUCGAGAGCCUGGGGACCUUCAGUGUUUCUGGCAGAACUUUCUUCACCCAGUGAUAAACAAAAAACGAUGGAGCGACGAAGAGAUCUCCAAACUCAAGGAACUGAGUCUGAAGAACCAGGAACGAGACUGGACCAGGACCAGUGAGGAGCUGGGGACCAACCGUACGGCGUUCAUGUGCCUUCAAACGUACCAGCGCUUCGGGUCCAAGUCCCUGAGGAAGAGGACGUGGACUCGAGAGGAAGACGCUCAGCUACGCGCCCUGGUGGACAAGAUGAGGAUUGGCAACUUCAUCCCCUACACCCAGAUGUGUUACUUCAUGGAGGACAGACUCCCUGGACAGCUCCUCUACAGGUGGAGCCAGGUCCUGGACCCAAGACUCAAGAGAGGCCCCUGGAGUCCAGAGGAGGACCAGCUGCUGCUCGCUGCCAUAGAGAAGUAUGGAGCCAAACACUGGUGGAAAAUCCGCUACGAGGUCCCAGGAAGAACAGACUGUGCCUGCAGAGACCGGUACUACGACUGUCUGAAACCUGACAACAAGAAAGGACCCUUUGACGAACGCGAAAACCUAAUGCUGCGAAACCUCGUCCAGAAACACGGAUAUGGCCGGUGGUCUAAAAUCGCGGCUGAGAUCCCAAAUCGGACCGAUGCCCAGUGCAUGAGAGCCUACAAGAAACUACUGACUGAAGCUGGAAUCUACAGACACAAGGAGACAAGGGAAGGAAGCAAGGAAACAGGAGAGGAGAUGAGGAGAAGAGAGAAGGUGACAGCCAAGGACACUGAGAAGACGACCAAGAGGGAGCGAAAUGAAGCUGAGGAAGAACCGAACAAGCUAGGAAAGGAGACAGUGAAGGAGGAAGGAGAGAUGAGGAGAAGACAGUCAGAAGACUCCUCACUGGCUCUCAGGUCUCAGAACCUUAAAUGUGCUCAGACAAAGCAGAGGAAGAGGAGGAGGAGAACCAAGUGUUUCAAAGACGUGAUCAUGUCCGAUGAUGAAGAGGAGCAGGAGGAGGUGCCCUACAUGGACAUCAGCGACGAAGACGAGACCAAAGUCACCAGAGACUACAGCGAGAAGGAGCAGGGAAGAUACGAGGAGGCAGGACCAGAGGAGAUGGGAGCAGAGCCUGAGGAGCCGACAGGAGCACACUGGCAGGAGCAGACAGCAACGGUGUCGUGGGUCAGGCUAGAUUUGGACCAGUGGCUUCCUGUAGAUCACAGCAGGAGGUCUCCGUUCUUCAAACCGGUGUCCCUUUGUGAGCCUGACGGGGGCAGUAGUGAGAGCGUGGAGCGCUGUACGAUCCUGGAGAAGUCUGUAUGUUCUGAGGUGACCAUCCCUCGUCCCACUGAGGUCUCCAGCGAGGAGAACAGCCACGAGAACCUCCUCAAUGCUCCUCUGAUGAUCACGGCUGAAGAUCUGUCUGUUCUACUACAACAACAGGCGCGCAAGUUCUCCCACAGAGGGAGACGUCUUACGGAGAUGUCUCUGAGCUACAGGCUUCAGGCGGUCAUGGUUCCAUGGGUCGGACAUGUGAUCGUCAAAGAACCGACCCAAGAACUGCCCAGACCCAGAGAAGGACUAAACCAGGGCUCAUCCAAAACCGGACCAGGACCAAACCGGGAUCUGUCGAGCUCCAGCCUGUUCCGAUUCUUUCUACAUGUGCUCAGAGUGGACGCUGAAGGCUGCAAACGAACAAUCGAGGAGCGCAGACGGCGAGCGGAACUGAGGAGUAGGACAGUGGCGGACAUUUUGAAGAUGAAACAAAUCAAACAAGAAGUCACACGUCCAAGUCUGCUUGGACCCGCCCCCCUUCAAACCAGCCACGCCCCUCCUCAGGCUGGACACAUGUACCUCCCUGUCCUCCUCUCUCACAAUGUUGCUCAGAGCCAAAAUGUCCGUCUGGCCCCUCCCCCUGGCACACAGAGCUCCGCCCCCCUCGUCACGCCACAGAACAUGCAGGUCUUAAUGCAUUUCUCCCCAAACUCUUUGUCUCCUCAGACUCUUUUCACUGUGGCUCCUUCUGUUUGGACGCAACAUGGCCAAGUCCCUACCUCCUCCUCUUCCUCCCCUCUUCCUCCUCUCCCCACCUUCUCUUCCUGCCCUCUUCCUCCUCUCCCCUCUUCCUCAUCCUCCUCUGAAGCGGUCAUUGUUUCUGCUGCUGCUACAAAAGGGGCUCCUCCGUCCUCUGAAACACAAAAUGUCCGGCCGGCUCCUCCCUCCUUCACCCAGAGCUCCUCCUCUCUCCUCACUGCACCUCCUCAGAACGUCCAGGGGUUUCUAACAUUACCUCCAAACCCCACCUCCUCCUUGGCUCCUCCCAGCGUAUUCACUGUGAUGGCGCCCGGAUGGACCCAACAUGGCCGGCACGCCUCUUCACCGCUGCAGAGCCUGUCUGCUAAAACGCAAAAUGUCCUCCCCAACUCCCCGAACUCCUUACAAAAUGUCCGCCCUCUCCCCUUUCUCUCUCCCUCUAAAAAACAAAAUGUCCGCCCUCUCCCCUUUCUCUCUCCCUCUAAAAGACAAAAUGUCCGCCUGUUCCGGGACUCCUCUGAGGCACAGAAGGUUCAUGUGGUCAAAGUUUAUCCUGCGUCUCCAGGGCAACAGACACAAAAUGUCCGCCGUGUCUCUCCUGCAGUCUGUGACCAGAAAAAGACUGACAGCUCCAGUUCAGACGCAGACGUGCAGGUGAGACGGGUACAGGUUCUCUCUGACUCUGACCACAUCAACGCUUUGUCCGACCACGACUACGCCCCGCGGCCCAAUCACAGCAAGGUCCCAUCAUCCAAUCAGAUUACUCUGUCUGCAUCCCCGCACAGUGAGAGCCAAGCAGAGAAGCACAGAGGCAAGUCGGAGGGGGCAGAGGAGGAUGGUGCAGAGGAGGAGCAGGGGAAGAGGAGAAGGAAACCAUCCAUGAAGGCUCUGGCUCUGCACCGCGACAAGGUUGAAAAACAGAAAAAACGACUUUCAUCAGAGAAGAAACACAGCUCCAAACGCCGCAAAACACAAGAGUCCUCCACUGCUGCUAUCUCCUUACUUCCUACCUCCUUACCUUCAGCACCCUUACCUCCUACCUCCUUACCUUCAGCACCCUUACCUCCUACCUCCUUACCUUCAGCACCCUUACCUCCUACCUCCUUACCUUCAGCACCCUUACCUCCUACCUUUGUUCUCUUGCCUCCUUUCCUUACUUCCUACACUCCUCUUUCUUCUAACCCUCCUUUAAACUCUUCUAAUGUGCCCUUCCCUCGCCCCCUUGCUCCCUUGCUUCCUCCUAAUGCAUCCUUACCUUCUUCCCUUGCUCCCUCGUCUCCUUCUCCCUUCUCUUUCACUCAAACCCAAAACCCUCCCAUUACAAAUCCUCCAAUCACAUCACAGAAUUCUUCAGGCGUCUUACUGACUGAGCUCUGUGAUUGGCUGGGAGCCGGGCAGCACGAGCUGAAGCAGGUUUCCCAUUGGCUGAGGGGUGAGAGGGGCGUGUCCGUGGAGGGCAGUACCGUAGCGCUGCCGUACCUGCCUCCGUUCAUAUGUAACCUAAAGGCUCUAAAGACGCUGCUGCAGAAGAGGGCGGAGCUACACAAAAACGCUGUCAGACUCCUUCCAAAGACACAACCCAGUUCCAAGGCAGAGAAACGUCAAACCGGCAACCAUUCACAGGAAGAGAAGGAGAGGGAGGAGGAGAGAGAUGAGGAGAGGGAGGAGGAGGUAGUGAAGGAGAGGGAUGGCAGUUCAGGGGUGGAGCAGAGAGCCAGUCAAAACUCAGAAACUGAUGGCAAACCGCUCAUUCAGACGGCAGGAUGUACAAAUGAACAAUCGACCAAUCAGAUUCAAGAUACAGAACAGAGGCAAACCAAUCAGACGCCAGAAGCAAUAAAAGAACGGGCCAAUGAAACACCUGGAACAAGAGAAGCAACCAAUGACAUAACAGGAACAAGCGAUGAUCUGACAAAUGAGCAUCCAAGAAGUACAAAAGAGCCAGCCCACAGAACAUCCAAUCAGACGGCAGGAUGUAGGUCAGAGCCGCUGUCCAAUCAGGAGCCAAUUCAGACAGAGGAGGAGGAGCUUACUGAGGCUGUUCGGCAAAUCGUGAGAGAGCAUUUAGGGUCACACCCCGCCCACCAGCUGCUCAAGGCGCGCUUCCUGUCAAUCUUCACUCUGCCCGCCCUCUUGGCCUCUCUGCAGCCAAUCACAGAGCAGCACGACAGUGAGGAGCCAAUCACAGACCAGCAAGAGAACGAGGAGCCAAUCACAGACCAGCAAGAGAACGAGGAGCCAAUCACAGACCAGCAAGAUGCAGAGGGGAAGGGCCCAAAGGAAAGUCAAAAGAAGUAACAUUU